Messenger RNA from Symphalangus syndactylus (siamang), 836 nucleotides. It is a transcript of the gene MPC2, whose product is annotated as mitochondrial pyruvate carrier 2. Gene Ontology annotation, biological process: pyruvate import into mitochondria. Lineage: Eukaryota; Metazoa; Chordata; Mammalia; Primates; Hylobatidae. Gene Ontology annotation, cellular component: mitochondrial inner membrane. The record is from RefSeq and is a predicted model, not a curated record.
CAACAGUCUCCUCCCUCGGCCCCCCUCCAACAGGGGAAGGCGGAGGCGGAGGCGAUGGCGACUCCUCCCUCUCCUCGUCCUGGAUACCCUCCCCGUCAACCCUUUCUCGCGAGAUGACGACCACCCUGGGGACUGAAGCUGCCAGGGACGAGAACACAGCCACGCUCCCACCCGGCUGCCAACGAUCCCUCGGCGGCGAUGUCGGCCGCCGGUGCCCGAGGCCUGCGGGCCACCUACCACCGGCUCCUCGAUAAAGUGGAGCUGAUGCUGCCCGAGAAAUUGAGGCCGUUGUACAACCAUCCAGCAGGUCCCAGAACAGUUUUUUUCUGGGCUCCAAUUAUGAAAUGGGGGUUGGUGUGUGCUGGAUUGGCUGAUAUGGCCAGACCUGCAGAAAAACUUAGCACAGCUCAAUCUGCUGUUUUGAUGGCUACAGGGUUUAUUUGGUCAAGAUACUCACUUGUAAUUAUUCCAAAAAAUUGGAGUCUGUUUGCUGUUAAUUUCUUUGUGGGGGCAGCAGGAGCCUCUCAGCUCUUUCGUAUUUGGAGAUAUAACCAAGAACUAAAAGCUAAAGCACACAAAUAAAAGAGUUCCUGAUCAUCUGAACAAUCUAGAUGUGGACAAACCAUUGGGACCUAGUUUAUUAUUUGGUUAUUGAUAAAGCAAAGCUAACUGUGUGUUUGGAAGGCACUGUAACUGGUAGCUAGUGCUUGAUUCAAUAGAAAAAUAAAGCAAACUUUUAAUAACGGUCUCUCUACAUGACUUAAGGAACUUAUCUAUGGGUGUUAGUAACAUUUUUCUACCAUUUAUCCGUAAUAAACCAUACUUGCUCAUGUAUA